AUUCUUCCAUCAAUCCUUUUCCAUGAGUAACCACUAACAACUAACGAGUAAUCUUGUUGUUUGUUGUUCAGUUUUGACAACGCCCUAAACAUUUCAUUUAUUUAUUAUUAUCUUAUUAGAUUUGAACUGUGAGUUAAUUGUAUUGGCAUUUCUUAGAUAACUCCACUCAUAUUGACGGUACGAUGAAUUACGGCAAGAAAAGCCCAAGCAUGGGCACACCAUCCGUUUAUUCACACGUUACUUCACGUUCGUCUGCAAAUUUGAAGUCAUCUCGAUCCAUGCGUUCGCUCCGAGUCCCAUGGUACAAGAAACCAAUAUUCCAGGAUGCCUACUUCAUUGAUACUCAACGAGGAUCACUCAUCAUGUCGUUCUAUUCGCUGUUCCUGAGUAUUUUCACUGUGAUGACAGCAGUGUUUGAUCUCUAUUCAUUGGCUCUUGCUGUUCCUGGUUCUACACACUAUGGAUAUUACUUCAUCAGCUAUCAAUUCGUUUACGUUGGAAACCGACAUGUGAGGAAUGUGCUUAUACUGUUCGCAUUAUUUUCGUUGAUUGCUGCAAUAGCAGUAUUUGUGACCUCCAUCAUGCUCAUUAUUGGGCUGAGAAAGGAGCUUGAAUACAAAUUCCUGCCAUGGCUGUACGUCUUCGCUGCAUUCACCAUACUCAGAUUCUUGGCUUGGUUAUUUUUCUCAAUUGUCAAUGAUUUGAUAUUUGGAUACAACAUCACAAUGUGUCUCAUCUGGGCUGUGUUCUCUGCAAUCAAUGUUUAUGGCUGGAUUUUGAUCUACUCUUUGUAUUUGGAGCUGUGUGACUUGACCAAAUUGGAAGAUCUUGCUCAUUUGAGGUUGGGAACGAUCUCAUCUCUGAAUGCUUCUACGACUCAUUCUAUUGCUGGAUCCAGACCAACGACUCCCCACAGUACAGUUUCUACAGCACCGGUCAUGUGAAUUUAAUCUAUCUUUUAAUUUAAGACAUUCGAGACAUUUGUCAUUUUAAUUUAAGACAUUUAUCAUUCUUAUUACUUCAUUGAAUCUGAACAAGAAUUCCAUCCACAUCCUAAUUAAAAAAUUAUGAUCAAAUUAUGAUAUUGAUAUGAUUUGUUUACCAGUAAACAAAUAGGGCUAAAUUUAUAACUGAUUUUUAAGAUCGAACUCAUGUCAAGUAUGAUUGGUUGCCUAGCAAUCUAUAUUAUAGGAACCAAUCAGAACGAUUCAAGUGUUUGUUUUGGAUUCGUUCUUGAAAAUCGUUUAUUAACACGCCCCAAGAGAUCAAAAGACUUGCAAUCGUUGACCAAUUUCACAAUGAAUCUCCUGAAGUUGAUUGAAUUUCAGUUUACUCUACCAUAGAAGGCAGCAGCAGAAAACUGCCCAUUUUUCCCCAGUCCUAUUCAUUCUACCGUCCCACAUUUAUAAUACUAGACUUUAUAUGUUUCUACAUUAUUUUUUAUUUUUAUAAUAUUUCUGUAUAAUGAGUUAAGAAUGGUUUUAUAAAUAUUGAUAAUCACUGUGGUGAUACUUUACUCAUAGUUUUAGAAAAAAAUAUUAAUUUUUGUAUGUUCAAUUAGAUAUAGACAAUUUAUUUGUAA
Molecule: messenger RNA, 1582 nt
Organism: Nilaparvata lugens (brown planthopper)
Lineage: Eukaryota; Metazoa; Arthropoda; Insecta; Hemiptera; Delphacidae
Gene: pasi2
Exons: 6
Coding region: 183-944 (253 amino acids)
Source: RefSeq, a predicted model, not a curated record